GGCUAGAACGGUCAGCAUGGAUAAUUCUUGAUUCGUUUUGAUACAUCUGACUCACUCAGAAGAAUCAUUCGAAGGAAUCACUUUCCGCACGAGUCUCCGAGCUUUGGCCUGAAGCAGGAUCAGUCUGUCAGGAACAUUACAAAAUGAACCGGCUUUUCGUCUAGUGCGGUGUUGCAUUGCAUCGUGAACACCAGGGCACUGAUGCUUCACUCAUGAUGGCCGCCGUUUCAGAUCGAUGCUCGAGCCGAUGUGAUGGAGAAGAAGAUAGCGAGGAUCGACACAGAGCUCAUCAAGUACAAGGACCAGAUGAAAAAGAUGAGAGAUGGUCCAGCCAAGAAUGCAGUGAAACAGAAGGCGAUGAGAGUUCUCAAACAGAAGAGGCUAUAUGAAAGCCAAAGAGAUCAGCUUGCCCAACAAUCCUUUAACAUGGAACAGGCCAACUACACCAUUCAGUCAUUAAAGGACACCAAAACAACCGUUGAAGCUAUGAAGACUGGAGCAAAAGAAAUGAAAAAAGCCUAUAAGCAAGUGAAGAUGGAUCAGAUUGAAGACUUACAGGACCAGCUUGAGGACAUGAUGGAGGAAGCCGGUGAGGUGCAGGAAGCUUUGAGUCGCAGUUAUGGUACACCAGACAUUGAUGAAGAUGAACUAGAAGCAGAACUGGAUGCCCUGGGAGAUGAAUUACUGCUGGACGAUGACAGCUCCUAUCUGGACGAAGCCUCGUCUGCACCCUCCAUCCCAGAGGGCAUACCAAGUGACAGCAAAACAAAUAAGGAUGGUGUCCUGGUGGAUGAGUUUGGAUUGCCACAGAUUCCAGCCACAUAGACCGGGAUGAGCAAUGCAUAUCUGUUUACUGAAGACCGUUUUAGUAGUUUUAUUAUCAAGGGUGGUUUGCCAUGGCAUGCUUUUCUAAAGAGCAUUUGCUAAUUAAGCAUGUGGCCUUGUAUUUCUCUGUUUCGAUUAAUAUGUUGGUUAACAGUAUAUAUUUUUUUGCUGACACAUCUAGUAAAUCUUCGUCAUCUCAUCAUCAUCAUCAUCAUCAACAUCCUUUAUCCGCUAUAUUUAUAUAUAGUGAGAUCAAAUUGCUAAUAAAUAAAUAAAUCACAAACAUGUACAGAAGAACAUACUAGGAUACCUGUG
This is a messenger RNA of Tachysurus fulvidraco (yellow catfish), 1140 nucleotides long. RefSeq names its product charged multivesicular body protein 5a (gene chmp5a). Gene Ontology annotation, cellular component: multivesicular body. Bases 253 to 825 code for a protein of 190 amino acids. Gene Ontology annotation, biological process: vesicle budding from membrane; late endosome to vacuole transport via multivesicular body sorting pathway. Lineage: Eukaryota; Metazoa; Chordata; Actinopteri; Siluriformes; Bagridae. The record is from RefSeq and is a predicted model, not a curated record. The transcript is spliced from 8 exons.